Messenger RNA from Patiria miniata (bat star), 1173 nucleotides. Its product is annotated as histamine N-methyltransferase-like. Bases 97 to 972 code for a protein of 291 amino acids. The record is from RefSeq and is a predicted model, not a curated record. The transcript has 3 exons. NCBI's taxonomy places the organism in Eukaryota, Metazoa, Echinodermata, Asteroidea, Valvatida, Asterinidae.
AUUCCCGUGACGCCUGGGAACUCCGCAUUUUGUACAGGAAAGAGUCAACAUUAAUUUUGUGGUAUCUGUUGCAAUUUGACAGGUGGAAUCAAAGAGAUGGAAUCGAAGCACCUGCCUCGUCUCUUCCAAGACCAGCACCGCUUCGACGCGGCAUACAAAAUCUACCACACCCAUUGGGACAUGUUAGGUGUCUACUCUCAAUUGGUGGACAGAGUUUUUGACGAAGCGGUGGUGCGUUCGAUCCAGGCCAAACUAGACGGGAAAGAAGAGCUACGGGUCCUGGGAGUGGGCAGCGGAGCUGGUGAGCCAGACUAUAUGAUGUUGGAGAAAGUCAGGAAGCGAUUCCCACGCAUCAACAACCGUGUAGUUGAGCCCACUCCAGUACUCCUAGACCAGUACAAGGCAUUGGCGCAAUCCAAGGCCCACGAACUACAAGGUGUAAUGUGUGACUGGCGGCAGCAGACGAUCGAGCAAUACGAAAAGGCGGGAGAUUUGACCAAGUUUCAUUUCAUCAGUGCGGUGCAGAGCUUAUAUUACGUCGACAACCCGGAGAGCACGUUGAUGUACAUGUACGAGCGCUUAGAGCCUGGUGGGGUCAUGUUGGUAGCAAUCAUAUCAGAGGACAGCGGAUGGAUGCGCUAUUGGAACCACUUUCCAUCUUUUCAUGACCAAUUAUUUGCCGGUGUCAACUCUGCCAUCAUUCGAAGCUGGCUGGACCGCCGAGGCAUCCUGUACACUCGGUACAACCAACCCGCUCCUUUCGACAUCACCGAUUGCUUUGACCAAGCCUCAGAAGAAGGCAGCCUGCUCCUGGAUGCCCUCACCAUGGUCUUGAAUUUCAGGAAGACGGCGCCUGAGGAUCUUCAGACGUCGCUGCUGGAUUAUUUUGCCAACGAGAAAAAGGAUGGAGGCAAAGUAUUCAUUGACGCUGACUGGGAUGCUAUUGUUGUGAGCAAGCCAAUGACCGAGUAGGCUAAAAGGUUUUAUUUUGACCGAUUGGGGUGCAGUGUGUUAACAGGUUUUUUUAAUGAUUUGAACAUUACCGAUUUACUAGGUUUUAUUUUUAGAUUGAAGUAAAACUACUCAUUGGUCCAAUAAACAUGCUAUAAUUUCGAUUAUAAAAAUUGUAAACAGAAAUGGCGUAGGUACAGCGCCCUCCAUCGCUCAGAAAUG